GUAACAUCCCGGUAACAUAGCAACGCAGCAGUGAAAACAGCUUUCCAAGAGCACAUCGACAAGAACGUGAAACAGAUUGCUGUUUAUGGUAGCAGCUUGCGUUAAAUAGUUGAAAAUGAGUUCAAGACAGGUUCAGCAAGUCUUUGAAAGGUAUCAAAAAGAGAGGACAGCUUUCGUCCAGAAAGUCGCGGAUCUCGCAAAUCAUUCGGAGAACAUCGAAACGCUACAGAAUGGAGGUGCAAUGGCUCUUUUAAGACCUCUUCUACUUGAUGUUGUACCCAGUAUUCAACAAACAGCCGCCUUGGCUCUUGGCAGACUGGCUAAUUACAAUGAAGACCUUGCAGAGGCUGUUGUGAAAGGAGACAUUCUACCACAGCUUGUGUACUCUCUGGCAGAGCAAAAUCGGUUUUACAAGAAGGCUGCUGCAUUUGUUCUUCGAGCUGUAGCAAAACACUCUCCCCAGCUGGCACAGGUAUCAUAAGUCAAUGGCUGUUCUGUUUAC
Messenger RNA from Orbicella faveolata, 502 nucleotides. Its product is annotated as sperm-associated antigen 6-like. Gene Ontology annotation, cellular component: microtubule cytoskeleton. Gene Ontology annotation, molecular function: microtubule binding. Gene Ontology annotation, biological process: cilium movement. The record is from RefSeq and is a predicted model, not a curated record. NCBI's taxonomy places the organism in Eukaryota, Metazoa, Cnidaria, Anthozoa, Scleractinia, Merulinidae.